Molecule: messenger RNA, 2063 nt
Organism: Alosa sapidissima (American shad)
Lineage: Eukaryota; Metazoa; Chordata; Actinopteri; Clupeiformes; Clupeidae
Gene: bcat1
Product: branched chain amino-acid transaminase 1, cytosolic
Exons: 11
Coding region: 289-1470 (393 amino acids)
Biological process (GO): L-leucine biosynthetic process; L-valine biosynthetic process
Cellular component (GO): mitochondrion
Molecular function (GO): branched-chain-amino-acid:2-oxoglutarate transaminase activity
Source: RefSeq, a predicted model, not a curated record
GACGUGAGCACGAAAUAGAAUGCGAAAUUUUAAAAUAAUCGCAUCAGACUCGGUGUGUACACUUUAAGUGCGAACAUUUUUCGCACAAAUUUUUCGCAUUUUCGCACCGUCAUUUAGUAUCGUAAGCCUUUCUGGUGUGUACGGGCCUUAAAGCUGUUGUAAGGCGUAUAAAUCAAACUAGCAUCAAAGUGAGUUCUGGCAUUCAAUAGUACAAUGUUGACAAUGUUUAAUCUGUAAGCGGUUUAUCUCGGUGUGACAGAGCGACCGGCUCGUGUUUCCAUAUUCAUCAUGGCGAGUGUUCCAGCGCCCGCAUCGGCCACGAGCGCUCCAUCUCUCAAGGGUACAGGUGCAGAAGCAUCAAGUAAUGGCCUGUCAGACAGCAUUCCCAGCUUCAAGGCGUGUGACCUGGACAUCGAUCUGGUCCAGACCCAUAAACCCAAACCGGACCUGGCGGGCCUGGCGUUUGGGACCGCUUUCACGGACCACAUGCUAACGGUGGAGUGGAGCUAUCAGGGCGGCUGGCAGAGACCUCGGAUUCAGCCCUUUGGGAACCUGUCCAUCCACCCGGCCUGUUCCGCUCUGCACUAUGCCAUACAGUUGUUUGAGGGAAUGAAAGCGUACAGGGGGCCGGACAACAGAGUGCGUCUCUUCAGACCAGAGCUCAACAUGAAUCGCAUGUUGAAGUCUGCACUUAGAGCCUGUCUGCCGAGCUUUGACAGGGCUGAGCUGCUGGAGUGCAUCAGGAAGUUGGUGGAAGUGGAUCAGGAGUGGGUUCCACACUCAGACGCUGCCAGCCUCUACAUACGCCCCACCUUCCUAGGCACAGAGCCUUCUCUGGGAGUGAAGAAGCCGUCCCAAGCUCUCCUCUAUGUGAUCCUCAGUCCGGUGGGCUCGUACUUCACCACGGGGGCCAAGCCUGUGUCCCUGUGGGCAGACUCCAAAUACAUACGCUCCUGGAAAGGAGGCACGGGGGACUGCAAGAUGGGAGGGAACUAUGGCGCCUCCAUCUUUGCUCAGUAUGAAGCAGUGGAUUAUGGGUGCCAGCAGGUCCUCUGGCUGUAUGGGGAUGACCAUCAGAUCACUGAAGUGGGAACCAUGAACCUCUUCCUCUACUGGACAAAUGAGAAAGGAGAGGAGGAGCUGGCAACACCCCCACUGGAUGGCAUCAUCUUGCCGGGCAUCACUCGACAGAGCAUCCUAGAGCUGGCAGUAAAAUGGAAAGAGUUCAAGGUAUGCGAGCGCUACCUGACCAUGUCGGACCUGCGGUGUGGACUGAAGGAGAACCGGGUCAAGGAAAUGUUCGGUUCUGGUACCGCUUGUGUGGUCAGUCCAGUUGGACGUGUUCUGUACCAGGGAGAGAACUUGCAGAUUCCGUAUCAACAGGAGAAUUCCCUGGCCUCCAGGCUUCUAAAGGAGCUGACAGACAUACAGUAUGGCCGCACACCGAGUGAAUGGAGCUUCCUGGUGUAACCUGAGGUUUCUGAACAUGGGAAAGGUGGACCUCGCAGCUAUGGGACGAGGGCGAAGUCACAGUGGCGGACAAACAGACAAGUGAAUCUGCGAGGAUCCGCACAUGCACAAACACACACACACACACACACACACACACACACAUGCACACACACACACACACACACACACACACACACACACACACACACACACACACAAAUGCGCACACACACACAGACACAAACUCAUACUUACCAAAAUGUACUCUUUCUCUCUCUGUUCAUGCAAUGUUGUGUUAAAGUACCAUUGGGACUAUGUAUGCUCUCAUAACACUGGGGUUGUGCAUCCCUUCCUCUGAAAGAGUAUACUGUCUUUCACUUUGAUCUUUUGGGAACUACCAAAAUCUUAUCCACUAUGGAGUGCAUUGGUGUUGUGAAAUCUGUUAGCAAUUAUCUCUGUAGAGGAAUACUCUCUUUCUUGGUCACCCGUGUACACUUAGACAACAUACAAAUUCCGGUGGUCACAAUGCAUGCACAUUUACACUUAAAGGUGCUAUAAGCGAUGUAAUGUGGACAAACCAGACUAGAUGUGUGUUUGGGAAAGUUUCAAUU